Messenger RNA from Microthlaspi erraticum, 288 nucleotides. The record is from the annotation of a GenBank genome assembly. NCBI's taxonomy places the organism in Eukaryota, Viridiplantae, Streptophyta, Magnoliopsida, Brassicales, Brassicaceae.
AUGGACAUCAAGUUUUGCAAGACCAACCUCCUCAUUGAGCACAAGGAGUUGGAUGGGAGAUUCCAAUUCAAGUUCACCCAUCCAUUGGCUGGACCUCCAAGCUUCUUCUGCCCAACCCUGAGCUCACCACGGUCUAGGAGGUACGAGAACAUUGACUUCAGACCCCCUGUGUACACAUUAGUUGGGCAUGAAGCGGAUUUGCGAGAAGAGGAGCCUGAGCUCGAUCGAGCUGAGGAUCGAGCUGAGAUCAAGCUGAAGAUGAGUGCAGGAGAGUGCGGAUUUGGGUGA